Messenger RNA from Melozone crissalis (California towhee), 2123 nucleotides. RefSeq names its product 5-phosphohydroxy-L-lysine phospho-lyase (gene PHYKPL). Lineage: Eukaryota; Metazoa; Chordata; Aves; Passeriformes; Passerellidae. The record is from RefSeq and is a predicted model, not a curated record. Gene Ontology annotation, molecular function: transaminase activity; pyridoxal phosphate binding. Gene Ontology annotation, cellular component: mitochondrion. The transcript is spliced from 12 exons. The coding region runs from base 37 to 1395 and encodes 452 amino acids.
UCGCUCCGCUGCCGGCCCGCGGGCGGCUCGGCGGCCAUGCGGGCGGUACAGCCGCGCUCCCGGCAGCAGACCCUGGCCCUGCGGCGGCAGCUCGUCGGCUCUUCUUGCAAGCUGUUUUUUCCUCAUGAUCCAGUGAAGAUCACCACGGCCAAGGGCCAGUAUAUGUAUGAUGAGAAUGGGAGACAGUACCUAGACUGCAUAAACAAUGUGGCUCAUGUUGGACACUGUCACCCUGAUGUAGUGAAGGCAGCCCAUGAACAGAAUCAGUUGUUAAAUACAAAUUCUCGUUACCUUCACGACAACAUGGUUGAUUAUGCAGAGAGACUUUCAAAAACACUACCUGAGAAAUUAUGCAUCUUCUAUUUUUUGAAUUCUGGGUCUGAAGCCAACGACCUUGCCCUGAGACUGGCACGGCAGUACACAAAACACCAGGAUGUGAUUGUUUUAGACCAUGCUUACCAUGGACAUCUGACAUCUUUGAUUGACAUAAGCCCAUAUAAAUUCAGAAAUCUAGAAGGACAAAAGGAAUGGGUCCACGUGGCUCCUGUUCCAGACACAUACAGAGGACUUUAUAGAGAAGACCAUGAAGAUCCAGUAACAGCCUAUGCUGAUGAAGUAAAAAAUAUUAUUGAGCAUGCACAGAAGAGAGGCAGAAAGAUUGCUGCAUUUUUUGUUGAAUCUCUACCAAGUGUUGGUGGUCAAAUCAUUCCCCCAGCAGGAUAUUUUCAGAAGGUUGCAGAGCAUGUGCACAAGGCAGGAGGUGUAUUUAUUGCUGAUGAAAUUCAAGUUGGCUUUGGCAGGGUUGGCAAGCACUUCUGGGCAUUCCAGCUUCAGGGAGAGGAUUUUAUACCUGACAUUGUCACUAUGGGGAAGCCAAUAGGAAAUGGGCACCCACUUGCUUGUGUAGCAACAACAAAAGAAAUUGCAGAAGCUUUUGCGGCCACAGGAGUGGAGUAUUUUAAUACAUUUGGUGGGAACCCUGUUUCAUGUGCCAUUGGAUUAGCUGUGUUGGAUGUAAUUGAGAAGGAACACCUUCAGGCUCAUGCCACAGAGGUAGGCAGCUUCUUGAUGAAGACACUCAAGGAGCAGCAAAUCAAGCAUCCCAUCAUUGGUGAUGUCAGAGGGUGUGGCUUAUUCAUUGGAGUAGACUUAAUCAAGGACCAAGCAGAAAGGACUCCAGCCACAGCAGAAGCAGAGGAACUAAUAACAAGACUUAAGGAAAAAUAUAUUCUACUAAGUACAGAUGGGCCAGGAAGAAAUGUGCUGAAAUUCAAGCCCCCGAUGUGUUUUAAUAUGGAGGAUGCAAAAUUUGUUGUGGAGACAAUAGACCAAAUACUAACAGAUAUGGAAAAAGAAUGUCUGAGCCAAAAGAAAACACCUCUUUGUUCCAGCUGAGCAGGUAUUUACCUAUAGCCACCCAGUAUUAUUUAAAAGCCAGGUUCCUAAACAUAACUUCAGAAGCACUAUCAGAAUAAAGCUUCCUCAGAGAUGCUUUUACUCAAAGUUUGCAGGAAUUUCUGGGAAUCUCCAGGCAUGGACCACACUUGUGUACAUCCAGCAUUCACAACUGCCCUCCAUCAGUCUGACCCUCCCAGCAACACUGUGUGCAUCACUUGUUGGAAGCAAGGGCCAACAUGUCCCAGACAUGACUGUCUCUAGAGCAUGCAAAUGACUGCACAUCCACACAAACAGAGCUUUUCUGCUUGCUAGUCAGUGCCUUCAGGCUCCGCCUGCAUAAACACUUCUCAGCAGAUCUCCUCUUAAGUGUCAUUUCAGGUUCACAGCUGGCAUCUCAUCCUUCAGGAUCCAUUCACCCCUAGACUCAAAAGUUUGUGGGUAUCAGAGUAAGAUUGGUCUUGUUAAGUCUUCAAAGCCUUGUUAUGUCUUCAUCUGUUGAGGUCCCUCAGUAGGUUGCCAAGAGAACAUCUAGCUGCAACUCAGUUUGCUGCACACCCAUGAGCACAGUGUAACUCACAGUUAACACCUUGGUAACAACACCCUUUGUACACUUAGUACUUCUCCAAACUACUCUGACUAAAAGACACCCACAUGUUUAUUAGAACUCUGGAUAGCUGGGCAGGAGUGCACCUAAUGGGGUCAUUGUGAGCAGUGUAAUCACCUGU